GACAGAAAAAUGUGCGUAGCCCAGUGGAGGCGUGUGCUGGGUCGACCAAUGGGAGCUCGAGUCAACCGCGAGACCGCACAUGUUUACAGGCAGCAAUCCGCCGGUAGAGGCGCUGGCUCUUGGCAGUCGGCUACGGACUGGAUUAUCUAGAAUAUGGAUCCGGAGUUACUGUACGCGGCUAUUUCAGCAAAUUUCACCCUGUCAGACGGCAAACCGGUGUAAAAUAUGUGUGUGAAACUUAAAUAAUUUUUCAUGUAGAUCACAAUUAAUAUCUUUGUUUGUGUAUUGGCGAAGCCCUUUUGUUCGGAUGAAAAUGUACUGUACAAAUGUCAUUGUCGGUCCUUAAAUACAUUUCCGUGUUUUUGUGCUCUCUUACGAGUUUAGAGGGAACAGUCAGGAAAACAAACAGGUCGAACGAAGAAAUAUCAGUAACCGGUCUGUUGAAGAGGUUAUUUCACGGGGAAUGGCUUGUUUUCAUGCAUUUGUUAAUCCAUGCAUGUAGCUUUUUCUACACAUAUUCGUGCUUUUGAAUAUCGUUCGUUUUGACCCGUGCUAGCAGCAGAGUAUGUUGCCGCUUUCUAACAUUGGGUUAGGGUUUAUGGAGCACGUAGUCUAUCCGCUGCGGUGUUGUGUUUUUCAUGUCAGUGUUUAUCAAUUCUAACUCGACGUCCAUAGAUAUACAUUGACCGCAUUCCGCUUUAAUUUCGGUGCUAUAAAUUGAUCGCUAUGCAUACGAGGCGGUUGGUGAAGCGUUCAAUCCUGGGGAGCCGGGUGUAUGCGCCGAGUCCGACUGGGGACGGGGCUCCGUUGACAGGACUGGUACAGGCUGUCAAGCAGGAAAACAGAGACGUUUCAACCGGACCUCGGCGUAACGUCUACACGGUACUAAUGCAAGACGGAAGCCUGAAAGAAUUCUCCGAGGACGAGAUAGCCGUGGGCUUCAACCAAACGACGGCGAAAGGACCGCUCAAAUCCAGCUUGAAGCAGAGCUCCAGUAACGGCCGGGGGGACGGGACUCCACACCAGGGCCAGAACGGGGAGGCCAACUCCCUGAGCCCAGAUGCGGUGGAGGGGGAGCGGGCAGUGGAUGGCAGGAGGACAGGGCGCACCUUGGAGGGUCCUGAGAGGGACCACACCCGCUCUGUCUCCCUGCUGGACCAGAAACGUAAAGUGGUGUCAUCCAGCAUCGAUGUGCCCCAUGCCAGGAAGUCAGAGGAGGAAGUGGACAUGGACAAGGUGACAGCAGCCAUGGUUCUGACCAGCCUGUCCAGCAGUCCACUGGUCAGGAGCCCCCCAGUCAAAGUCAGCGAGGGUCUGAAUGGCUCGUGGAAGGAGAGUGGUGGGGGCUUCACACCCUCCAGUUACAGCAGUAGUGGCUAUUGGAGCUGGAGUGGCCCUAGUGACCAGUCCAACCCGUCCACCCCCUCCCCACCGCUAUCUGCAGACAGCUUCAAGCCAUUCCGCAUGUCCAGCGUCAACGGCCCGCCCCCCGACGACGCCAUCGACGAACAGGAUGGCAGCAGCCUGCUCUUCGACGAGCCAAUCCCACGGAAGCGCAAGAACUCCAUGAAGGUGAUGUUUAAGUGUCUGUGGAAAAACUGUGGGAAGGUUCUGAGCACGGCUGCUGGGAUACAGAGACACAUCCGGACCGUUCACCUGGGGCGUAACUGUGACUCUGACUGCAGUGAUGGAGAGGAGGAUUUCUACUACUCGGAGAUCAAACUCAACACAGACUCAGUCGCUGACAGUCUGAGCAGCCUGUCCCCCGUCUCCCCCUCCGUACUCUCCCCCAUCUCUCCCCCCCAUGACCACCACAGACGACCCCCUGCAGAGGGCAGCAACGGGACCAAUGGGAACAAGGAUAAUCACAGCCACACCCACUCCAACAGUACGCCCCUCAGUCGCUCUGCCCCCAGCGCCCUCUACCUCAUCCACGCAGAGCACGCUUACCAGGCCACAGCUCCAGUCACCAUCCCCUUCUCUGGCUCUGCUGCCUCAGGCUCUGCUGCCUCAGGCUCUGUUGCCUCAGGCUCUGUUGCCUCAGGCUCUGCUGCCCCAGGCUCUGCUGCCUCCACCUCCUUCACCCCCAGCAGCAGCUCGACCUUCAGUAUCUCCUGGCAGUCACCUCCUGUCACCUUCACUGGCACUGCUGCAUCUCCCACCCACAGUCGGACACAGAGCUUUGGGGAGCAGCGGUCCCAGACAAUAGCAGUCCUCUCCUCCCCUCCCAGAGCCACUGGCUCACUCAGCCGUAAGUCCCGUGGCGAGGGUAAGAAGUGUCGUAAAGUGUACGGAAUGGAGAACAGGGACAUGUGGUGCACUGCCUGCCGAUGGAAGAAAGCCUGCCAGAGAUUUACCGACUGAACCAACCAAGUAACCGACCAACCGUGAGGGUUCCCCGUGGGAACCAGGGGUGUUCCUUUCUGUUCCCGUCCUACGCAAGCGUUGUCACUCCAAAACCAACGUUGUCACACCCUUCUACAGUCCUGGUCCACUCCACCCCAACCAUAACCCGACCCCUCCUGACCCACCCCAGCAGGACCAAGGGGGUGGAGCCUCCUACUGUUCUGAGUAUAUCCCAAGCUAACUCCAGCUCUCUCCCAAGACUUCCAACCGGGGAACAAAAAUAACCUCGGACCUAAUUGUCAGGUCAGCCAUUAAGGGACCAGAAAAGAAGCACAUUUUGUCCCAGAACGUCUCAGUAUUUUUUUUAAAAUUGAGAAUGGGCUUUUUUUUUGCUUUGAGAGAAGGUCAUAAUAAAAAGAUAAUGGGGAAAAU
This is a messenger RNA of Oncorhynchus mykiss (rainbow trout), 2778 nucleotides long. Its product is annotated as zinc finger protein 704. Gene Ontology annotation, biological process: regulation of transcription by RNA polymerase II. Gene Ontology annotation, molecular function: RNA polymerase II cis-regulatory region sequence-specific DNA binding; DNA-binding transcription factor activity. NCBI's taxonomy places the organism in Eukaryota, Metazoa, Chordata, Actinopteri, Salmoniformes, Salmonidae. The record is from RefSeq and is a predicted model, not a curated record. Gene Ontology annotation, cellular component: nucleus.